Messenger RNA from Cylindrotheca closterium, 1272 nucleotides. Lineage: Eukaryota; Bacillariophyta; Bacillariophyceae; Bacillariales; Bacillariaceae. The record is from the annotation of a GenBank genome assembly.
AUGAUUGAUAUUGUGCAACAGAAACCCAACACUACGAUUGAUAACAAUAAGACCAAUCCCGACAAGAUGACCCAGCACAACAAAGACCUCAAGUCUUACUUUGAACAAUUGGCAAUCGCCAAUGGCGUCAAAGGCUUCAGUUUGGUGAUUGAUAAUGCGCUGACUCCACGAUACGAUGUCAAGCGGAUCUCUGCACCUCCGGCCAUCAAUGGAGCCACCCGCAAGUUCCUCUCGCAUCAUCAAGCCGAUGACGACGCAGCUCCUAGUUAUCCUUCGAGACGCAGAAGUUCCGGAGUCGAAGCCUUUCAACGAGGAAAUGGUUCCUUUAUGCGAUGGAGUGCGCCUUCUAGCUUAGAGACAACAAAUGCUACCUCUGGCAACCACACCCCCACCAGCUUUGACCGCUUCAGCGCUGGAAGCAUGAAUAAGAAUCCUAAUUUUCUGGAGACUGUCUUUGAUGAAGUCGACAGCAUCCUCUAUGAAGAAAAAGAUGAUGAUGAUGAUGAUGAUGAUCAUCAUCUCUCUGUGGAAUCUGAUGAAAUUUCCACAGGUGAAAAUGAGUCCCAAACGAACGACAACAAUGCCCAACAUGAUGACGAUGUCGGAAAACCAAAAGACACUCGCUUUGACUCCAACAUUGGUGGUGGUGGUCAGCCCCCUCGUCCCAUGUCAAGACCUCCCGUGACUCCAGUUCCUGAUCGGCAGCGCAAAAUUGAGCUACCCAAACUUCCAGUCCGCCAAGAAAGCAUCGAUGACUUUAGCACGGCUCUCAACAACCGAGAUUCCUCUUCUACUACCAUCAGCUUGUCGAGCUCUACUACUGACUCUCCGUCAACCUUAGUCCCUCCCCUGCAAGCUUCGUUUGCUACCUGUGUUCCGAUUGAGGAAACCAGGAGCUGGCACGAAGAUGACGAGGAUGAUGAUGAUGAUGAUGAGUCAAGCUCCGAAGUGAAUCAUCAUCGACCAAUAUUUGUCCCACCACCAACAACAAAAGAAGACGAUUCCGAUAACACAGACUACGGCUAUGAAGAUGCUGAUGCUGAACUGGAACGCCAAAAUAUGGCGAGCAGUCCACCUCCACCAUUGGAAGAACCAUCACCAUCCAAUGAUGAUGAAUUCUCAAAGUACGGACGCCGCCGACGAUCGAGCAAUCGUCGUCGUCGCAGUAGUUUGGAUACUGGACAUACCUUUCGCAAUUCCUUCAACUCUGUCAAUAGCGGCAGUAGUGGUGAGGAUUCUGGUUCUGGUGAGCUAAAGUCAAGAUGGGAUUAA